UUCAGAGUCUUUCUUUUCCAAAUUUCGAGAAUGACUACCGCGCUUCCAAGACUUGCUGUGCUCAAAGUCCCAACCACAAACACUUAUGUACACCGCACAGACGGCGACGUCGGCUCCGUCGUUGAUGGAGAAAUCGACAUCUUCAGCGAGCUCGUCAAGCUCGAGAUCGAGCGGUCCCAAGCCGCCAGCACACGCGUCCAUCUCCGGUUUUGUUUCAACAACAAAUACUGGCAGAAGAGUGCAGACAACGACUCCAUCGUGGCCAAGUCAAACAAGCCAGAAGAGGACGCCACGAGCCCGUCCUGCACGCUCUUCCAGCCCACCCUCCAGUCGGGCGACAAGCUCUACCUGACUCACGUCCAGACCGGGUGGCGCGUGAUGGUCAACAGCUCCACCGGCGCUCUCUACCUCGACAAAAACGGCGUCGGCACGUCUCUAGCGUGGGUGGGCUGGGAAUCACUGGUCAAGCUCCCCAGCCACGUGGCGUUCAAGGGAAACAACGAGCAAUACCUCAAGGCGUACGAUGGCGACGCCUACUACCUCCAGUUCGGGUCCACUGACCCGAACAACAACCUGUCCGGCCACCUGGUCACCCUGGUGCCGGACGGCCACGUCCGGUUGUAUUCGAACUUCUUUAAACGGUUCUGGCGGAGGGACUCUAGUAAUUGGAUUAAGGUGGAUUCGAGUGACGUGACGGCGAACAACAAGGAGACGCUCUUCUGGCCGGUGAAAUUCGAAGGAAACAUGAUAUGA
Salvia hispanica is the source of this 753-nucleotide messenger RNA. RefSeq lists its product as uncharacterized. NCBI's taxonomy places the organism in Eukaryota, Viridiplantae, Streptophyta, Magnoliopsida, Lamiales, Lamiaceae. The record is from RefSeq and is a predicted model, not a curated record.